AUGUCACAACAACAUAAUCAACCUAAUACAAAUACAAAAACUUCUCAUUCAACGGCAAAUGGUGGAGAUGUUAGAAUUAGAACUAGUAAUGGGGAAGUUUAUAUUCCCGCAACUCAACGUCCAGAUGGGACUUGGCGAAAAGCUAGAAAGGUUAGAGAAGGGCAUAUUCCACAAGAUGAACAGCCACGUUUUGAAUGUAAAGCUCAAUCAGAAUUUAAACAAACAUCGAAAACAAGCGGAAAUUCUGUUAAUUAUCCAGUUGGUUGGUCCCCUGUUGAUAUGGUUAAAGAACAAAAAAAGAAAAUAAUUAAAAACAAUAAUUUAUCAACUACUUCAACUAAACCAACAAUAGCUGUCGACAAUCCAAAUGCCCCAAUUACUCCAAAAGAUUUUGUUCAAAAACAAAUAAGUAAAUUUCAAAAGAAAAUUGAAGAAAUUGAUAAACUUAAAGAAAAAAUAGAAAGUGGGCAACUUAAAAAUCCAGAAAAAAAUCAAUUAGAAAAAAUUUCAAAAAGAAAAGAAGUUGAAGAAGAAAUUGAAAGUUUAAUUGAAAAAUUAAAUAAAAUGUAA
Messenger RNA from Meloidogyne enterolobii, 570 nucleotides. Lineage: Eukaryota; Metazoa; Nematoda; Chromadorea; Rhabditida; Meloidogynidae. The record is from the annotation of a GenBank genome assembly.